Messenger RNA from Myxocyprinus asiaticus (Chinese sucker), 1783 nucleotides. RefSeq lists its product as uncharacterized. The transcript has 4 exons. Lineage: Eukaryota; Metazoa; Chordata; Actinopteri; Cypriniformes; Catostomidae. Bases 131 to 844 code for a protein of 237 amino acids. The record is from RefSeq and is a predicted model, not a curated record.
UCUUGUCUCUCUUGUGCAGGACCGGGAACCAGUGAGUCCAGUUCCAGGCCUCACACUAGGUGAGGCCAAAGAAGUUUGGAGGAAUGCUGCCCACCCCGCUCUCCAGAACAGGCACAAGGACCUGGCGUGGAUGGUAGCUCAUGAGAUCCUCCCGGUCAGGGCGGUUAUGCACUCCAGAGGCAUGGCCAAAAAUGCAAUCUGCCCCCGGUCCGGGUGUAAAAACCCGGAGACCGUAAGACACCUGCUCUGGGAGUGCGGCGCUGCGCGGGACCUGUGGGCCACGACCGGCCCCCUGUAUUUCCCGUGCCUGCCAGUGGGUGGGGUCCAGGUGGAUUACAAGCUCGCCAUCCUUGGCGUGGGCCGGGGCUGGAAGGACUGUACAGCACAACAAUUUACCUCGCUCUGGCUCACCUUCAAUGCAAUCAAGGAUGCCAUCUGGACCACAAGAAACCUGCUGGUACUUCUAAUUACCUACAAUCGAAACAGGAGUCGUCUGAAUUUAAAUGCAGAUAGUUGGAUCACCAUCGUCAGUCUGAUUAUUUCUGGAAUAACAGAGUCAGAUUUGGGGCUUUAUUUCUGUGGAACUAAAUCUGACUCACCAAACCUGCUCUUCGACAAAGCCAUCAAAGUACAAACACAAGACAACAUAAGAGAACUGUCAAAAGAAGAUCUGAUCACAGAUGACCUGACAGUAAAAGAGCGAGUGUUGAUGUUUGGUGGCGUUGGACUUGCUAUUCUUAUGUUUUUUUUGGCUACAAUCACCGUAGGUGGAAUCAUUCACCGUCAUGGUUGGCAAAAAGGCUGGACCGUAGGGAAAGAUGCAACUGCACUUAAUUCUGAUUAACAAUCAGCUAAAGCAGAUUUACAUAUUUAGUCUUACUAUUAUAACCCCGAGCUUAGCACUGCAAAUACAAUGUGUAGGUUAAUGGCUAUGUUCAAGGGCGUAGAUUUGGCUUGAACAUUGGGGGGUUGCAGCAUGAAGCAUUUGCAUGUUUCCAUUGAUCAUGGUUUAAAUAACUGUUUAUUUUGAUUAUUGGUGGGUUUAACCCCUCCCAGAAUCUAUGCUAUGUUAUUACUGAAAUGCAAAACACUCACUGGAGGAGGUGGAUAAAAUGUGGCUCAGAUUUCCUGUUAGUCAAUUUGCAAUUACUUUCACUUCAGAGGAAUUCAGAUGUUUUGUGGCAACUGUUGCCUUUGUGUGCAGUGAAGCUCAAACAAUCAUAUCCAUUUGUGGUUUUGGUUAUUAUUCAGUUCAGUAGCAAUCGUGCAAUCUGUAAAUGUCACCUAUGUCAUCUCUCUUUUUUGUAACAUAAAACUUUAUUAAAUAAAAGGUGAAUGUUACUCAAAAUCAAAUCAAAUCAAAUCACUUUAUUGUCACACAGCCAUAUACACAAGUGCAAUGGUGUGUGAAAUUCUUGGGUGCAGUUCCGAUCAACAUAGCAGUCGUGACAGUGAUGAGACAUAUACCAAUUUACAAUAACAUCAAAUUAACACAGCACAAUUUAAACAUCUGUUAUACACAUAAUUAAACACACAACAGUAUACAAAUAAUAACAUACACUGUACAGUAUACAAUACACACAAUAUAGAUACACAUUAUUCAAUAAAAAUAAAAAAGUAUAUAUAGAAUGUACUGUAUUGUACUGUAUUGACACUCAGGCUGUCGGUUGAUAGUCAGUUGUUAAGAGAGAAUAUAAUAUAAUAAUAAUAUAAUUUAUGACAGUCUGAUGUGAGAUAUAAGAGUAAGGGUAAUAAAGUGCAGUGCUGAUGUAUAUUGAUCAUG